GUAGUGUCCCACCCGAAAAAGUUCCGCCGCAAUUGAACCUUUCGUCAAUUGCGAAUUUCAAUUUAAACGCUUACGCUUUUUGAUAAUGCGAUGAGAAGGGCAAAAUCAUAGCCAAUGGCCUCUACCACCUCCCAAUCUAUCACGAGGCUUGCUCGUCAAGCUGUUCGGACUUGCUCGAACAAGUCCGUACCUCCCUCCUACCGACCCGCCGCAUCAUUCUCGACAGCGACAGCGCGCUUGACACAAGAUGUAGAGCAACGCCCACGAUGGUCCUAUACGCCAGAACGGAUGAAGGCGCCCUUCUCACCUCAUAUCACAAAGGACCCCUCUCGGUCGCAGUGGAAAGUUAAUAAGAGCCCAGAGAAGCUGGAUGAAGCCUUAAAGAGAUUCCUGGGUCCCGAAGGAGAGCGCAUGCUGCCCGACGAGCUCAAAUGGUUAGCGGUAACCCACAAGAGCUUUGACCAAGGACGAAGAGGUUUCAACGAUCGCCUAGCAUUUCUGGGUCGCCAGAUAUGUGUAUUCGAGUGCACACAAUCCAUUAUCAACUCCCCUCCUAGCUAUAAAGGGUCUGAGGACGAUCCCUUUGCGGACCGACGAGAACCAUUUGAAGAUCCCGCCCUUCGUGGGAUCGACAAUCUCUUCGAAACACAGCCGAGCGACGUGUUCGACUUAAAAAAGCUAGCUAGGUUAGCUAUAGACACCGGAUUAACAGAAGUGGUGAGGUGGAAACCCCGAAUGCCGGAAAACAUUAAAGGAUCCGGAUUCGACCCGAUCAUGGCCGGUGCCGUAUAUGCUAUUGUUGGUGCCAUCGCGCUGCAGCGGGGAGGCAAGAUAGCUAGCCAGGUCGUGAGAAAGCGGAUAAUGAACAAGCUCCGGUGAUGAACAAAUCUAGGAAUGUAAAAUCAAUGUACAAAUACCAAGUACAAUGUACAAAGAAAUAAAAUAUCACCCUCAAUGCAUAAGUUGGUGAUAUCCAAAGUUAAACUUA
Daldinia loculata is the source of this 988-nucleotide messenger RNA. RefSeq names its product RNase III domain-containing protein. Gene Ontology annotation, molecular function: structural constituent of ribosome; ribonuclease III activity. The transcript is spliced from 3 exons. Gene Ontology annotation, cellular component: mitochondrial large ribosomal subunit. Lineage: Eukaryota; Fungi; Ascomycota; Sordariomycetes; Xylariales; Hypoxylaceae. The record is from RefSeq and is a predicted model, not a curated record. Bases 115 to 879 code for a protein of 254 amino acids. Gene Ontology annotation, biological process: mitochondrial translation; RNA processing.